GAGGCUAACCAUCUCACCUUCUCCCUUAAAUACAUGUCCUCCAGCUAGCCGCAUAAAGUGAGUGCAAUCAGUCAUGGCGGCUUCUGUUUUACUGCUCUCAAGUCGCAUUACAGCUCAAAACCCGUCCUCCAAACUGGAUCUUGAUGGUGGGUUUUCAAGGAAAAGCUCUGGUUCUGUACAUUUUUUAAGGCCCUCUAUUUGGGAGAACAACAAUGCUGUUAAGGUCUCCUGUGCCAUUAGCAAAGAUAAUGGGAAUGCAGUGUCUGUUGCUGAUUCCGUGCCUACCGUGACUCGCUCCAAGAUGCAACGGCACACAAUUUCAGUGUUCGUGGGUGAUGAAAUCGGUAUAAUAAAUCGGAUUGCAGGGGUCUUUGCUAGAAGAGGUUACAGCAUCGAAUCCCUUGCUGUUGGUUUGAACAAGGAUAAGGCUCUCUUUACCAUAGUUGUCUGUGGAACUGAAGAAGUCUUGCGGCAAGUUGUAGAACAGCUUAACAAGCUUGUGACUGUCAUAAAGGUGGAAGAUAUCUCCAGGGACCCUCAAGUGGAACGUGAACUGAUGCUCAUAAAACUCAAUGCUAAUCCAAGUACUCGUGCUGAGAUCAUGUGGUUAGUGGACAUCUUCAGAGCCACAAUUGUUGAUAUCUCAGAACAUUCACUUACUAUCGAGGUCACUGGUGACCCUGGGAAGAUGGCUGCUGUUCAAAGGAACUUAAGCAAGUUUGGAAUCAAAGAACUUGCCAGAACGGGAAAGAUUGCUCUGAGACGGGAAACAAUGGGCGAGAAAGCUCCAUUUUGGAGUUUUUCUGCAGCUUCUUGUCCUGACCUUGACAGGAUUCCAUCUGGCGUUGCUGUUGAUAGGAAUUUUGCUAGCACCCUUGCAGGGAAUGGAGACCUAUCACUUAAUGGCAGCAACACUUCAUCCUCAAAGGGUGAUGUCUAUGCCGUGGAGCCUAACGAUGAUUUCUUGGUAAAUCAAGUUCUUGAUGCUAACUGGGGUGUACUUUACGAUGAAGAUUCGAAUGGUCUUCGGUCACACACUUUGUCUAUGCUUGUGAAUAACUGUCCCGGAGUUCUCAAUAUUCUCACCGGAGUUAUAUCUCGAAGAGGCUAUAACAUUCAGAGUCUUGCUGUGGGGCAUGCUGAAAAGGAGGGACUUUCUCGCAUUACUACAGUUAUUCCUGGAACAGACGAGUCAAUUGGCAAGUUGGUUCAGCAACUUCACAAGUUAAUAGAUUUUCAUGAGGUUCGCGAUAUUACUCACUCGCCAUUUGCAGAACGAGAAUUGACUCUGAUAAAGAUAGCUGCAAAUAGUGCUGCAAGGAGGGAUGUUCUUGAUAUUGCUAGAAUAUUUCGGGCAAAAGCUGUUGACGUCUCUGAUCACACAAUUACUCUUGAGCUUACAGGAGAUUUUAAUAAGAUGGUUGCUUUGCAGAGAAUAUUGGAGCCAUAUGGAAUAUGUGAGGUGGCAAGGACUGGGAGGGUAGCAUUGGAGCGAGAGUCAGGCGUGGAUUCCACACACCUCCGUGGAUUUCCUCUUCCAUUAUAAUAUUUAAGACUCUUAGUAGGUUCUUGUCAAUUUAGAUCAUCUCAACUAGAGUUUCUUUCCCACUUUGUUAUGCAGUUUCCUUUUCUACCGUCUCCUUUUCCAGACAGGGAAUGGAAGGAAGAAAAUUAAACCAAAUCUUCCCACGUCCCGGGGCUGUCGGAGAGCUGAUCAACAUGCAUGUCGGGGCUCAGGUAGAGAGGUUGCUUUAGCUAGGGGAACGAAUAAUAUCAUGGUUCUUAUUUUACCUCAAGAAAAAAGAACGGUGUGUUCAUCGUACAUUCGUACUGUUGACUCUUGGUACCAUCGAGUUAGAGUAAUAUACCUUGUGUCAGCGCCUUGAAUUAGCAA
Populus euphratica (Euphrates poplar) is the source of this 1894-nucleotide messenger RNA. RefSeq names its product acetolactate synthase small subunit 1, chloroplastic-like. Gene Ontology annotation, molecular function: acetolactate synthase regulator activity; acetolactate synthase activity. The record is from RefSeq and is a predicted model, not a curated record. Gene Ontology annotation, biological process: L-valine biosynthetic process. The transcript has 12 exons. Lineage: Eukaryota; Viridiplantae; Streptophyta; Magnoliopsida; Malpighiales; Salicaceae. Gene Ontology annotation, cellular component: cytosol. The coding region runs from base 74 to 1546 and encodes 490 amino acids.